GACUCCUUCCCUUUUGAUUUUUCAGCCAUGAGCAAAGUCAGUGGUUCCGCCGUCAGAGAGACUGUCAACCAGAUCAUUGCUGCCUCGCAAGAGAAGCAACGUAACUUCACUGAGACCAUCGAGCUCCAGAUUGGUCUCAAGAACUACGAUCCCCAGCGUGACAAGCGUUUCUCGGGUACCAUCAAGCUUCCCAACAUUCCCCGUCCCAACCUUUCGGUCUGUGUUUUGGGUGAUGCUUUCCAUUGUGACCAGGCCAAGGCUGCUGGUAUGGAAUUCCAGUCGGUUGAGGAUUUGAAGAAGCUCAACAAGAACAAGAAGCUGAUCAAGAAGUUGGCCAAGAAGUACGAUGCUUUCCUUGCCUCCGAGGCUUUGAUCAAGCAGAUCCCCCGUCUCUUGGGUCCCGGUCUUCACAAGGUCGGCAAGUUCCCCACUGCCGUCUCGCACAACGACCCCUUGUCUGCCAAGGCUGACGAGAUCCGUGCCACCAUCAAGUUCCAGUUGAAGAAGGUUCUCUGCUUGGGUGUCGCCGUUGGUCACGUCAAGAUGACCGAAGACCAGUUGGUUGCUAACAUCAUGUUGGCCAUCAACUUCUUGGUCUCCUUGUUGAAGAAGAACUGGCAGAACGUCAAGUCUCUUUACUUGAAGUCCUCCAUGGGCAAGCCCUACCGCUUGUUCUAAGCUUCUAUUUCUCGCGUGUUCUUAAAACUCUGACGGUUUUCAACUUUACCAACUUUGCGGACCUGGGUGCCGCAUUGAUUUGGGAGCUCGGGAAAAAAACUUUUUAAGCAAAAAUAAAAUAAAAUGGGAAUCAUCUUCUCUUUUAGUAAAAAAAAA
Messenger RNA from Zychaea mexicana, 834 nucleotides. RefSeq names its product 60S ribosomal protein L1-B. The transcript has 3 exons. Gene Ontology annotation, cellular component: large ribosomal subunit. Gene Ontology annotation, molecular function: structural constituent of ribosome; RNA binding. Lineage: Eukaryota; Fungi; Mucoromycota; Mucoromycetes; Mucorales; Lichtheimiaceae. Gene Ontology annotation, biological process: translation. The coding region runs from base 28 to 678 and encodes 216 amino acids. The record is from RefSeq and is a predicted model, not a curated record.